AUGUCGUCAAAAGCUAGGACUGUUGCUGCAGCCUCUAAGACACGACUUCAUUAUCACAGUGCAAUUGGAACGCACAGGUUAAGCCCGCGUCCCCUUAAAAACAUAUUAUAUCCGUACCAUCGCAACUAUAAACCUGUAUAUAGAGCUAGGAAUGCUAGAACACCGUCAUACUACUGGCCAGAGAUUGAUAAAUACCCUUGGCAUUCUCACCAAAAAAGAUUCCCUGCGCAAGAAUCCUUAGGUAUAGAGUUUUUCUCUGAAUUUGUGAAAAGAGAUGAACGUAUACGUACUUUAUAUGAAACGUUACACCCUUUACCACUGCGCGGCGUCAACUGCCUGGUUUGGAAACCAGUAAAAUACAAGGAAUCAGAUAGCCCAGCAAAUAGAAAGAUCAUCAAGAUAAAUGAUCUUAACUAUGUUGUAGACGAAGAAACACGUAACAAUACCUAUUACUUAAUAAAGAGUAUUGACUACAGGUUACGACCUUUCAAAGCCAAGAUUAUAGCAGAUUUAUACAUGAAAGAUUCACUGAUAAAAAGUAAUAUUAGUCCAGUUGGUUCUGUUAGAGGGAUAUGGCGAUACUCAUUUCCGUAUAAAUUUUCAGACUGCGAUUUAAAUUUAAAUGACAAAGAUACCUACAAAAAUAUUGCGUUUAAGGUCUCAGAUUUGAACUUGUAUAGACCUAACAACAUCAGACCUUUUAAAAACCUCUGUAAGGACUAA
Molecule: messenger RNA, 723 nt
Organism: Theileria equi strain WA
Lineage: Eukaryota; Apicomplexa; Aconoidasida; Piroplasmida; Theileriidae
Exons: 4
Coding region: 1-723 (240 amino acids)
Source: RefSeq, a predicted model, not a curated record